Molecule: messenger RNA, 1011 nt
Organism: Hirsutella rhossiliensis
Lineage: Eukaryota; Fungi; Ascomycota; Sordariomycetes; Hypocreales; Ophiocordycipitaceae
Product: phosphotransferase enzyme family domain-containing protein
Exons: 2
Coding region: 1-1011 (336 amino acids)
Source: RefSeq, a predicted model, not a curated record
AUGUUUGCGAGCAACUGCAAAGUCAUCUCCAACACGUUUGAUACUCGGACCUUCAGCGUCGGUUUCCCUGGUCAAGGCCCAGAAACGGCCGUGGUUCGACUCGAAGUGCCCAGGGGUCGCUUGGCCUCCGUGGUAGCUCUGCGAGAGCUGGCCCGCGCCCAGCUCGCCGACUUGGUCCCGGCGACGCUUGACUCGGGCACGACGACGGCUGCCGACGGGAGGCAGAUUGGGUACUCUGUCACCGAGUUUAUCAGCAACACCAACACCCUCGAGGAACUCCAGGCGCUGGACGCUGGGGGCGACGAUGCUCGCAAGGUCCUGGCCAAAGCUGCCCCGGCUUUAGACGACGGCCAAGGCGGCAGUGUCCGUGUUGGUGGACCAGAGCUUGGCUACUUUGGCGACGUGAAGCAGUUCUUGGCCCAGGUCGCCUUCGCCGGCAAUCCCGCGUCGUCUGAUUGCGUCGUUUCCGAGACGCCAGACGACUUCGUGCUUCGGUCCACACUCGACAAUGUCAGCCAAGUUGAACUGACCCGGGCGGACCUCGAAGCCCUCGAGCGCCACGUCGUCUUCUGCCACAACGAUGUCGAGCCUCGCAACCUUCUCGUCAGGCGCACUCCGUCGGCCGGGGCCUACGCGCUGGCCGCCAUCGUCGACUGGGAAAUGGCUGGCUUCUACCCAUUCGCCUACGAAACCGGCCACAAAGACACGGUGCUGGGACUCUCCAGUCCGUACUUUAGCUGGUACUCCCUUUUCAAGCAACAGUCGGGGCAGCCGCACACAAAGCUGAUCAAGGCGCUCCAGGCCCUGGAUGAAUCCAAGAGAAGGCGCAAGAUGUCGAACGUCGGGCGGCUUUCCCAAGCAAAGUGGGUGGCAAGGGAGCAGGUCGAGUUGUCGUUGGAUGUGCGUCGUGGAUGGGUUCGCAAAGACGGCGUCGGACCUGUUGGCAGCUUUACCGAGGAGGACAGUGCAAAGCUUGAGCUUGAGGUGCUGAAGGAGCUCGGCUACAUCUGA